Linum trigynum is the source of this 1404-nucleotide messenger RNA. Lineage: Eukaryota; Viridiplantae; Streptophyta; Magnoliopsida; Malpighiales; Linaceae. The record is from the annotation of a GenBank genome assembly.
AUGCCCUCGUCACUCAGCUUCCGGGCUUCUCUGGCUCUUUCCCUUCCAAGCACUACUCCGGGCUCCUGGAAUUCUGGAAAUGGGAUACUUAGAAGGGUCCUGAUGUCUGUAUUGACGAUCAAUGAAGACACAGGUAAGAAAUUGUUGUACUAUUUGGUCCUAUCGGAAGGGAAUCCGUCCAAGGAUCCUCUGGUUCUCUGGCUUAAUGGUGGCCCUGGAUGCUCUAGCUUCGAUGGAUUUGUGUAUGAACAUGGUCCUUUCGAUUUCGAGAAGACAAAGCAACGUCUACCCAAGUUGCAUCUGAACCCAUAUAGUUGGUCCAAAGUUUCAAGUGUUCUAUACGUAGACUCUCCAGCCGGUGUUGGGCUUUCUUAUGCCAACGACAUAUCUGAAUACGUAACUGGUGAUCUAAAAACUGCAACCGAUUCCCAUGACUUCGUCUUGAAGUGGUUUGAGCUAUACCCGGAAUUCCUUUCAAACCCUUUUUUCAUUGCUGGAGAGUCAUAUGCUGGAGUUUACGUCCCAACUCUUGCCAAUGAAGUUGCAAAAGGAAUUGAUACUGGUGUGAAGCCUGUCAUCAAUCUGAAGGGUUAUAUGGUAGGAAAUGGGGUCACUGACAAAGCAUUGAUGGCAAUGCACUUGUUCCGUUUGCCCAUGGGAUGGGCCUUAUCUCAGAUGAACUGUAUCAGGAGACGAACCAAACUACAAGAAGUUGAUAGGCAAGUUAAAGGUCUAAACAUAUACGACAUCCUAGAACCAUGCUAUCAUGACAGCGCUGCUAAAGAUGCAACAGAUAACAAAAUCAGACUGCCAUCCAGUUUCUUGGAAUUAGGUGGAACAGAACGACCUCUUCCUGUCCGGACAAGGAUGUUUGGUCGUGCUUGGCCACUUCGAGCUAACGUAAGAGAAGGAAUCGUUCCAACUUGGCCAGAGCUCCUUAGCAGCCUUACCGUUCCUUGCACUGAUGAUGAAGUUGCUACCGAAUGGCUCAACAAUGAAGCAGUUAGGGAAGCAAUCAAUGCUAAACCAAAAAAUGUAGCUGGGGAUUGGGAGCUGUGUACUGAUAGAAUCAAAUUCCACCAUGACGCUGGCAGCAUGAUGAAGUACCACAGGAACCUGACUUUGAAAGGCUAUAGGGCACUCAUUUUCAGUGGGGAUCAUGACAUGUGUGUUCCGUUCACUGGGAGUGAAGCAUGGACGAGAGCAAUGGGAUACAAGAUCUUCGACAAAUGGAGACCUUGGAUUUCAAAUGGAGAAGUUGCUGGGUACACUCAAGGGUAUGAGAACAACCUCACCUUCUUAACCAUCAAGGGCGCUGGUCAUACUGUUUCAGAAUACAAACCAAAAGAAGCACUUAACUUCUACAGCCGGUUUCUUGCUGGAAAAGCAAUAUUUAAUAAUUAA